GUCCUAGCGGUCGGUUGAAGUGGUCGGACGCACCCGAGGUUUUGGCGGGAACAAGCUCUCCUUUCUCGCAGAUUUGCGAAGUGAGUUGUUCAAAGUUGUUGGAAUUCGAAGAGAGAAAGUCGAGGGCGCAUCCAGCAUAAUUCCGCUUCUGCUCAGGUUCGAGGCUUUGUGAUUCUAGCCUUUAGAAGCGGCCUUCACACGAAUCGUAGCUGCCCAAAGAACAGGCUUGCCCACAGAGAUGUCGGACGACAACACCGCCCCAACGACUGGUGAGGAAGAGAAGAAGCCCGCAGGCGAUCAUAUCAAUCUGAAAGUCAAGGGCCAGGAUGGGAACGAGGUUUUCUUCCGCAUCAAGAAGUCGACGACAUUGAAGAAACUUAUGACCGCAUACUGUGACCGGCAGUCCGUUGAUUUGGGCUCGAUCGCUUUCCUGUUUGAUGGUCAGAGGCUUCGGCCCGACCAGUCCCCGGAGGAGCUGGACAUGGAGGACGGGGACGAGAUCGAUGCAAUGCUGCAUCAAACAGGAGGCAGAUUGUGAAUCUCGUGCUUACCAGCAUUUGUGAGGGGCCGAAAGCUUUGGUUUAUGUAUAGUAGGAAAGGGCGUCGAUGAGAAUUGCACUUUCUGUGCGUUGAGCAGCAGAUAUACAAAGCUCCACUGGUCUUGGGUUAGUAUACUUGUCACAUAUAGUUGUCUUUGAGCUCGGACGGUGCUGAGAGAUUUACGCUUUGCAAGCAAUGCAUCACCACUGCACUGAUCAAUGCCAAGAACACAAUGGGCACUGUUUGCGCCAUGUCAUUAUCGAUGUUUCAUGUAAGUAUGUGCUCCAACGCUGAAUAUCUGCUACAAGCUCGGCUUUUUAAACAACAAAAACGUUUUGAUCGCCAGGCUGCUUCCGCUCAGUCACAUGCGCAAAGGCGUCAUGCAACCGAUUCACUUCACAAGUAUUCAUCACUUUGUGC
Molecule: messenger RNA, 960 nt
Organism: Klebsormidium nitens
Lineage: Eukaryota; Viridiplantae; Streptophyta; Klebsormidiophyceae; Klebsormidiales; Klebsormidiaceae
Source: the annotation of a GenBank genome assembly